AUGCCUCGAGCCGAAGUAGGAUCUACCAAGUACAUCGCCAACCAGAUGAAGUCGAAAGGACUUCAGCGGUUGCGAUGGUACUGCCAGGCCUGCUCCAGACAAAUGCGCGAUGAGAAUGGCUUCAAAUGUCACGUCGCUUCGGAAUCUCACGUGCGCCAGAUGCAAUUAAUCGGUGAAGACCCUCGCAAGGCGAUCAACGACUUCUCCAACCAAUUUCUCAAAGACUUCAUCCAACUGCUGCGGACGGGCCACGGAGAGAAGAAGGUCAAUGUGAACCACUUCUACCAGGAAUACAUCUCGAACAAAGAACAUAUCCACAUGAAUGCGACCAAAUGGUCGAGCCUGACUGAGUUCGCUAAAUAUCUGGGGCGAGAGGGCAUGGUUCGGGUGGAUGAAGAUGAAAAGAAUGAAGGCCGGGCAGGUGCGAGUGGACUGAUGAUAUCCUGGAUCGACAACAGUCCGGAAGCCCUGCGGAGGCAGGAAGCGCUACGAAAAAAGGAACGACAAGAUCGCGGUGAUGAGGAGUUGGAACAGAAAAUGAUCCGCGAGCAGAUACGACGUGCAAAACGAGAUAUGGCGGAUGCGGGUAUAGAUGAAAACGAAGAGGAAUUGGAUGUCGGCUUGCCAACAUCGUCCAGCGAAGGCAUAAAACGAAAAGACGGCGAGAAGAUCGUUCUGAACUUCGGCGCAAAAAAACCUCACGACGUGGUCGAGAAGCCUCUUAGUCCGCCGCUUACCGAGGGAGGCGACUCGUCACCGGAUUGGGAGAAAGCAGCAGAGUCGGGAUCACAAACGACGACGACGACAACUUCAAACCCCAUUAACCACAAACCACCUACAACAGCUGCCUUAUCCUUCGGACUCUCCUCAUCAACGUCAAGCAAACCAAAGAACGUGUUCGCAACAACAUCCAAGAAAAAUGCUCUGUCAGGGACGAAGAAGGCGCCUUCGACAACCACACAGCGACCCAUGAGCGAAGCGGAAAGGAUCAUGAAGGAAGAACUCGAGUGGAAACGACAACGCGAGGCUGGGAAGUUUCAAGGUGGUGGGAAAGUUUUCAAGAAGCAACGAAUCUCAUGA
Exophiala aquamarina CBS 119918 is the source of this 1080-nucleotide messenger RNA. RefSeq lists its product as uncharacterized. NCBI's taxonomy places the organism in Eukaryota, Fungi, Ascomycota, Eurotiomycetes, Chaetothyriales, Herpotrichiellaceae. The coding region runs from base 1 to 1080 and encodes 359 amino acids. Gene Ontology annotation, cellular component: nucleus. Gene Ontology annotation, molecular function: double-stranded DNA binding. Gene Ontology annotation, biological process: DNA replication; DNA damage response. The record is from RefSeq and is a predicted model, not a curated record. The transcript has a single exon.